AAAAAAAAAAAAAAUUUAAAAAACCCAAGGCAGUUUCUUUUUCCCUCUCCUUUUAAAAACUGCAACACACCACAUCGGCACGCGCGCGGCAUGCUCGCGUGAACAGGACAACGGCGGCGGCAGCGGCGGCGGCGGAGGCGCGCGGCGCGAGGAGGAUGAGCGGGCGCGUGCUCAGCGGGAAAACGCUGCAGCUGCCGGCGCAGCGGCCGGGAAGGACAAUGCACCUUCCCUCGAGUUGGGAUGAGAGCAGCUCCAUCAGCAGUGGCCUCAGCGAUGCCUCGGACAACCUCAGCUCCGAGGAGUUCAAUGCCAGCUCAUCCCUCAACUCUCUGCCCACCACGCCUGUUGGCUCCCGACGCAACUCUGCCGUUGUGCUGCGCACGGAUGCGGAGAAACGCUCCCUGGUGGAGAGCGGCCUGUCAUGGUACAGCGAGGACGGCAAGGCACACCGCAAGGCCGAGGGUGGCAGCUAUGACACGGGUAGCCUCAAGACGGAGUCCUCGGGCAAGUGGAGGAAGUCCCGCCCCCCAGAGAGCAGCGGUGCUGGCAGUGAGGAGGCCGAGGGCAAGGGAGAACUGAAGAAACCACAGAGCCUGGGCCACUCGAGUGCUCUCAAAAAGGGUCGGAACCCACCUGUUGGGGUCACCUCCCCCAUCACACACACUUCUCAGAGCCUUCUCAAAGUGGCAGCUCCCAAGAGUGACCAGAAAGCCUUGGAUAAGUCUAAGUUGGCAGUGAAGACCUCUGGUUUGCAGCGCUCCUGCUCGGAUGCAGGGAAGGAUCGGGGAGAACACCGGAAGCCACCCUCUGGCAUUGCCCGCCCUGCUGCCGGAGGUUCUUUUGGUUAUAAAAAGACACCCGCAGCCACUGGCACAGCCACAGUGAUGACAGCAGGGGGAGCCACCAUUUCUAGCGGAUCAGCCACUGUGGGAAAAACACCCCGGUCCUCUGGCAUCCCUGUGAAGCCUGGAGGAGGAAGUGGAGGCGGAGGGGGUCGCAAGACAAGUCUUGAUGUAUCCAACUGUGACCAGGGCUUUCUCUCACCCAAUGCCCGCACCAAUAUCCAGUAUCGCAGCCUGCCUCGACCCGCCAAGUCCAGUGCCAUGAGCCUGACUGGCCGGCCGAGCCCUCGGCCCGUGAGCAGCAGCAUUGAUGCCAGCCUGCUCAGCCUCAAGCCUGUGCCCACCUCAGUCUCUGCUGGGGGCGGCCUGGGUUCAGGCUCCCGGCUCAAGGAGCCAAGCAGCAAGGUGGCCAGCCGUGCCAGCCCCGGUCCUGGACCUGUUAACCAGACGGAUCGUGAGAAGGAGAAGGCCAAGGCCAAGGCUGUUGCUUCGGACUCGGAGUGCAGCCAAAUGAAGCCCUUGCAGGUGCCCACUGAGUCUACCUCCCAAGUGUCAGCCCCUCGACAGUCAAUGGGGGGCAAACUCUCUGACCUGUCUUCUCCCACUACGCACAGAGCGCCCAUCAGCAAGUCUCUGGGGAAGCCGCCCAGCCUGGCCCAUUUGGAUAGCCUAAACUCAAACAGCCUGGACUCCGGAGUAGGUGUCCAGGAACAGCUCCCGCCCAAGGUCCCCCCGUACACUAAGCUGCAGGACCUGGCAGCAUCUGGUGGUACAGGAACCCCUUGCCUAACACCCAGUCCAGCGCCUGUGCUCAACGUCAACUCCCCAGACUGCUUUGGGGAUUCUUCACCCCUGCUCUACCCGCGCCUAUCGGGCCUUCACCGGAGCAUGGAGUCAUUGCAACUUCAUAUGAGUGUUCCUCCACCUACAAGCUACACUGGAACUACACCCCGGGAAGAUGAGAGGGGCACAGAUCGGUGGUCUGCCAGCAGCAGAGCCUCCAUCACACAUCCAGAAAGCUCCCAAAGGGACAGGAACACUCUACCCAAGAAGGGAUUAAGCCGCCCAUCAGAGGAUGAGGGCAAGGAGCGGCGCCACUCGCACACCAUCGUGAGCCUGACUGAGUCCGAGAGCCCCCCGCAGCUACCCUCACCCACCUCGGUCCCCCUGUCCUCUGCUGGGAAGGGCCCCUUCACCAGUGUGGUGGCCCCCACGCCCAGUAAUGGCAGUACCCCACGCAUGACCCGCUCCAACAGCAUCCCAGCCCAUGACGGCUCCUUUGAACUAUAUGCCGCCUCCCCACUUGGCAGCACGCUGUCACUAGCAGACCGGCCAAAGAGCAUGGUUCGCUCCGGAUCGUUCCGCGAGCCCGGGGAUGAUGUGCAUGGCUCUGUUCUCUCACUGGCAUCCAGUGCUUCAUCCAGCUAUUCCUCGGCAGAAGAGAGGAUUCAGGGUGAGCAAAUACGCAAGCUGAGAAGGGAGCUCGAGUCGUCCCAGGAGAAGGUGGCCAACCUCACCACUCAGCUGUCUGCCAACGCAAACUUGGUGGCUGCCUUUGAACAGAGCCUUACCCUCAUGACCACCCGCCUGCAGACACUGUCUGCCAGUGCUGAGCAAAAGGACUCGGAGCUCAUAGAGCUGCGCGAGACCAUUGAGGUGCUGAAAGCCAAGAAUGUCGAGGCCCAAGCCGUCAUCCACGGGGCGCUCAGCAACCCCGACAUUGCUCCCAAAGAGCUGCGUAUCAAACGGCAGAACUCCUCUGAGAGCAUCUCCAGCCUGAACAGCAUCACUAGCCACUCCAGCAUUGGCAGCUGCAAAGAUGCUGAUGCCAAGAAGAAAAAGAAGAAGAGCUGGUUGAGGAGCUCAUUCAACAAGGCCUUCAGCAUUAAGAAGGGUCCCAAGUCCACCACCUCGUACUCAGACAUCGAGGAGAUCGCAACCCCUGACUCCUCAGCCCCCUCUUCCCCCAAACUCUCCCAUGAUGGAGGGGAUGCCCCACCCACUUCCCUCAAGUCCUCUACCUCUGCCUCCUCUUCCAUAAUUCCUGAAGGGACAGAGGAGCCGGAAAGCGAAGAAAAGGUUGUGUCAGAGCUGCGUUCAGAGCUCUGGGAGAAAGAGAUGAAGCUAACAGACAUCCGCCUGGAAGCCCUGAACUCCGCUCACCAGCUGGAGCAGCUACGGGAAGCCAUGAAUAAUAUGCAGAUGACUGUUGAGAAUUUGAAGGCUGAGAAUGACCAGCUGAAGACUGGCACGGGCCCUACUCUUAAUUCGGGCCCUCUCAACUCGACUUCCCAGCCUUCAGGCCUGACAUUGCUGUUGUCUUCAUCGCCACGGCAAUCCCUGACCAUGUCACUCACUAAAUCUUUCAGCCUGAGCCUCAAUGAGUGCAGUGGUCCAGAGGCCCCUCUGAUGGAUUCAUUGAACCUUUCCUUGCAGAAGGAUGAAUUCCACAUCAGGGUGCUGGUUCGUGUGCCUGACCAACAAGUCUUCAGAGAUGAGGUAAAGCAGCAGGACUUCUUCAUAGGCUUGGUCAAGGUCAACAGCAAAACAGACUGGGCUGUGCUGGAUGCAGCCAUCAGCCAGGCCUUCAAGGAGUACAUCAACAAAGUGGAUCUCGCCUCAAGUUUGGGCUUGUCCACGGAAUCCAUCUACAGCUACCAAAUAAAUCACAGCAAAAGGGUGCUGGGGACAGAGCCGCCUGAAAUGACACCUUCUCACUGUGUGGCUAAGGGUUCUUGCAGCAUCCUGAUUUCACUGAAAGGACUGAAAGAGAAGUGUGUGGACAGUCUGGUGUUCGAAACACUGAUCCCUAAGCCCAUGAUGCAACACUACAUCAGCCUCCUCCUCAAGCACCGGCGCCUCAUCCUGUCAGGCCCAAGUGGCACUGGGAAGACCUACCUCACCUCCAGGCUUGCGGAGUACCUGGUGGAACGUAGCGGCCGUGAGGCCACUGAGGGCAUCGCUGUAACUUACAACAUGCACCGACAGUCCUGCAAGGAUCUCCAGCUGUAUCUUUCCAAUCUGGCAAAUCAGAUUGACCUGGAAAGCACAGGAGAUAUUCCACUGGUUGUUAUCCUUGAUGAUCUUAGUGACGCUGCAGCUAUUAGCGAGUUGGUUAACAGUGCCCUGACCUGCAAGUAUCACAAAUGCCCAUACGUUAUUGGAACAACUAACCAACCAACAGUGAAGAUGACUUCCAACCAUGGCUUGCAUCUCAGCUUCAGGAUGGUGACAUUCUCCAACAAUGUGGAGCCGGCCAACGGCUUCCUUGUGCGCUACCUGCACCGGAAGCUAGUUGAAGCAGAGAACGAGAGUAGCUUGGACAACGAGGACCUUCUGCGGGUGCUGGACUGGGUGCCAAAGCUCUGGUAUCACCUCCACACAUUCCUGGAGAAGCAAAGUACCUCCGACUUCCUUAUUGGGCCUUGCUUUUUCUUGUCCUGCCCUGUAACUGUGGAUGAGUUCCGUUCCUGGUUCAUAGAUUUAUGGAACCACUCAAUCAUCCCCUAUCUACAAGAGGGAGCCAAGGAUGGCAUCAAGGUUCACGGUCAGAAGGCUGCAUGGGAGGAUCCUGUUGAGUGGGUGAGGGACACGUUGCCCUGGCCUUCAGCGCAGCAAGACCAGGCCAAACUGUUCCACCUACCUCCACCAAGCAUGGGUCCUGGGGGCAUGGCCCAACCCAGUGAGGACAGGACAGUAAAGGAGAAUCCAGCCAGCUGCAUUGAGUCAGACCCAUUGAUGGCAAUGCUGCUGAAGCUGCAGGAAGCUGCCAAUUACAUUGAAUCUCCUGACCAGGAAACACCGGUGGACCCCAAUAUGCAGUCCACGCUUUGAGAAGCUUCUGAAAGUUAAACACUGAACAUUUUGGAUGGCUUGUGCUGUUACUUCGGGAUCCAUGUGUUGGGUCUGUCGGCAUCAAGAGUUUAUUUUUAGUUUUGCAGAAACAAAGUAACUCUGAUAGUUAUACAUCUACCAGACCUCCAAUAUACUUCUCUUGAAAACUACAUCUA
Scleropages formosus (Asian bonytongue) is the source of this 4852-nucleotide messenger RNA. It is a transcript of the gene nav1a, whose product is annotated as neuron navigator 1a. Gene Ontology annotation, biological process: nervous system development; neuron migration; neurogenesis. Gene Ontology annotation, cellular component: microtubule cytoskeleton; axon initial segment. Lineage: Eukaryota; Metazoa; Chordata; Actinopteri; Osteoglossiformes; Osteoglossidae. The transcript has 27 exons. Bases 156 to 4676 code for a protein of 1506 amino acids. The record is from RefSeq and is a predicted model, not a curated record. Gene Ontology annotation, molecular function: ATP hydrolysis activity.